This is a messenger RNA of Microplitis mediator, 1435 nucleotides long. Its product is annotated as odorant receptor 2a-like. Gene Ontology annotation, molecular function: odorant binding; olfactory receptor activity. Gene Ontology annotation, cellular component: plasma membrane. NCBI's taxonomy places the organism in Eukaryota, Metazoa, Arthropoda, Insecta, Hymenoptera, Braconidae. The record is from RefSeq and is a predicted model, not a curated record. The transcript has 5 exons. Bases 83 to 1237 code for a protein of 384 amino acids. Gene Ontology annotation, biological process: detection of chemical stimulus involved in sensory perception of smell; sensory perception of smell.
GUCCUAGACAAUGCGCUAGACAAUCUGGCGUUUGCAAACGAUUAACUGGUGACUCUAGACCUAUAGGUUUGUCUUAAGCACAAUGGAAGUAUUGAAAUUUAAUUUCUGUCUUCUCAGUAUAAUGGGGGUUUGGAAACCGCGAGGGUGGCGCGGUAUCAAAGCUAUUUUCUAUUACAUUUAUCGAUCUUUCGUAGUUAUUGUUAUUCUCAAUUCCUUAGUAUCCGGCAUCUUAGACCUAAGAUUGAAAAACGUCGAACUCGACACCUUCGUCGACAAUUUAUCGUUGACCCUCGCAUGGGUCGUCGCCCGGCAGAAAGUCGUCUGUGUGAUCGAAAAUCGCUGUGGCAUCACUCGCAUAAUUGAUUCACUAGAACAAAAACCCUUCAAACUCCGCGACUAUCGAGAGGAACUCAUUUUCCAGCGAUUUAAGAAACUUGCAAGAACUAUAUUUACUUUUUACCCGUUAUUAUUUAUGAGCGCACUACUGACAGAUGCUAUAGGCCACAUAUCUGUCAUGAAUCCACCCUAUGCUCUCCCGUACCCAGGCUGGUAUCCCUACAAUUACACCCGCACAACUAAAAUAUACUGGACAACGGCUAUCUAUCAAGUAUACUCAAUAUUCACCACGGCGACUAUUAAUUUAAUAUUAGAUUUGUUGCUGCCAUGCAUAAUGUGCUACAUGUGCGGGCACAUACACAUUCUAAGACACAGAUUUAAAGUCACAACAGAAAAAUUACAAAUGAUGUUGGAAAACCAUGAACCUCAAGACGAAAUAAUUGCCGCUGAGCGCAAAAUGAUGGCCGAGUGGGUCGAAAAUCACAGUGACAUUUUAAAUUUAGUUAAAUUCAUCAAUAACAUAUUCGAGAGAGUGAUAUUUGUUCAGUAUACUGUGAGCUCACUUCUUCUCUGUACCAUCGCAUUCUUACUAUCGCACACUGAGCCAUGGACGCCGAAAUUUGCUGGAAAUUUAGCAUUUUUUGCAACGAUGGUUUCUCAAAUAUUGUUGCCAUGUUAUUGCGCUGAUAAACUGAGUUUUGAAUUUUUAGAUAUAUCUACCACAAUAUAUGACACAAAUUGGUAUCACUUAAGCAACAAUGUCCGCAAAUCGGUAGUAAUUAUUCUCCGACAAUCUUAUCGACCUGUUAUGAUAACGAGCAGUUUUUUUAUCGUUUUAUCCCUUGAAUCCUUUACUAAGGUUAUAAAACUUGCGUACACUAUUUACAAUGUUCUGCAAUGAAUUAUUAAAUGGAUUUAUAUGUACUGUUGGGACCCCGCGAAGAAAUAAAUAUAUUUCUGAAAAUAGAAAUCAAAAAUAUAUAAAUUAUGUAUUUUGAAAUAUAUUAAUUCUAUAUUUCAAAAUAUAAACAUAAUAGAUCAAAAUUUUCCGUUACCAAUCUAUUUCGUAGAUGUAGACAAUAUAUUCGUUAUAGUAGAA